Messenger RNA from Exophiala spinifera, 2295 nucleotides. RefSeq lists its product as uncharacterized. Gene Ontology annotation, molecular function: protein binding; RNA binding. The record is from RefSeq and is a predicted model, not a curated record. Gene Ontology annotation, biological process: mRNA cis splicing, via spliceosome. The transcript is spliced from 2 exons. NCBI's taxonomy places the organism in Eukaryota, Fungi, Ascomycota, Eurotiomycetes, Chaetothyriales, Herpotrichiellaceae. Bases 1 to 2295 code for a protein of 764 amino acids. Gene Ontology annotation, cellular component: U1 snRNP; U2-type prespliceosome.
AUGAACAACCUUCCACCGACACCUGCGCAGUGGCAGGAGGCGCGUGCUCCUGAUGGCCGUACCUACUACUACAAUGCAGUAACGAAGGAGACGACAUGGACGAAACCGAUCGAAAUCAUGACGCCCCUAGAGAAGGCUCUCGCGUCUCAGCCAUGGAAGGAAUAUUCCACCCCCGAAGGCCGGAAGUAUUACUACAAUCCCGAGUCGAAGCAGACUGUUUGGGAGAUGCCUGCGGAAUACCGAGAGGCACUCAAUUCUGCUCAGCUUCCUCCCAAACCAGCGCAGCCCCCUCCAGCCUUCGUCGCAGGCGGCAGCACUGCGCUUACCUCCUACUCAGCCUCUCGCGACAUCAGCACGCCGUUUGAUUUAAGAGCGCGAAAUGACGGCAUCCAACUGCCAAUCACAAAAGAGGUGGUGCCAGAUUAUUCUAGUUUCGAGGAGGCAGAAGCAGCCUUUAUGAAAUUGCUGCGCCGUGCCAAUGUUCAGCCUGAUUGGACAUGGGAGCAGACGAUGAAAGCGACUAUCAAGGAUCCUCAAUAUCGAGCGUUGAAAGACCCCAAGGACAGAAAGGCAGCAUUUGAGAAAUUUGCAGUCGAGGUUCGGCAACAAGAACGAGAAAAGGCCAAGGAGAGACUGGCUAAGCUACGCACAGAUUUCAGCAACAUGUUGAGAACGCAUCCAGAGAUUAAGCAUUACAGCCGGUGGAAGACAAUUCGGCCUAUCAUUGCAGGAGAAACUGUUUUUCGAUCUACCGACAGCGAAGAAGAGCGCAAGCAGUUGUUCGAGGAAUACAUUGUCGAGCUCAAGAAACAGCAUCUCGAGCGCCAAGCUGCGAACCGAAAGUCUGCGCUGGAUGACCUCGUAGCCAUACUCAAGGCUCUCGACCUGGAGCCAUACACCAGGUGGUCUCAGGCACAGGAAAUACUCGAGCAGAACGAAAGAAUCAAAAUCGAUGAGAGAUAUAAACUUCUGAGUAAGUCAGAUGUCUUGACGGUCUUUGAAAAUCAUAUCAAAUCACUGGAAAGAAGUUUCAAUGAUGCGCGUCAACAGCAGAAAGCCAGCCAAGCUCGGCGCGAACGACAAAACCGGGAUAAAUUCAUUGAACUACUACAGAGCUUGCGAAGCCAAGGCAAGAUCAAGGCCGGCACAAAAUGGAUGAACAUACUGCCAUCAAUUGAGGACGACCCCAGGUAUGUUGCAAUGCUGGGGCAGGCAGGGUCAACACCGUUGGACUUGUUUUGGGAUAUCCUCGAAGAAGAGGAACGAGCUCUUCGUGGGCGAAGAAAUGAUGUCUAUGAUGUUUUGGAGGACAAGCGCUAUGAAGUUACACCAAAGACUUCCUUCGACGAGUUUCUUGAUAUCAUGCAUACUGAUCGCAGGACAGCCAAUAUCGACCGAGACGCUCUUGAGCUCAUAUUCCAGCGUUUACAUGAAAAGGUUAUCAAGCGAAGUGAGGACGAAAAGCACGCUGCUGGUCGUCAUCAACGUCACGCGGUCGAUGCCCUCCGCUCGCGAAUCAAACACCUUGACCCUCCCGUUCGCAUCAACGAUAGCUGGGAGAUAGUCAAGCCUCGGGUGGAAAAGACUGCUGAAUAUCAAGCGCUCGAGAGCGAUGACUUGCGGAAGGCUGCGUAUGAGAAGGUUAUCAAGCGCCUGAAAGAAAAGGAAGAAGAUAUAGAGAGGGACCGGGAGCGCAGACACUCAAGACGUGAAGAAGAUCGUGACCGUCGCAACGGCCAUCGCGGGGAAGUCAGACAUGGACGACUGUCGAAAUCACCUGAACCGGACGCCUAUGAAGCCGACCGCCGCAAGGCCAUGGCUGCCAGGGAGAAACAGUAUCGCAAGACUAGCUCUCUAGGUUUGAGUCCGCCUCCCUCAUCUUACCGUGAGCGUGACAGGCGCGAAAGGGAUGAAAGGCACGGCCGUCUCGACCGUGACCGCACUCCACCCCCUCGUCACAUGAGCACCUAUGAACGCGAACGGCGCGAUCGCGAGGAGGAAAGAGAGCGCCUGUAUCGGUCCCGGGCGGAUCCUCGUAGCAGUCGAGACGAAUUGAACUAUGGCGAGGAAUCCAGAAGUGUGGCUGGAAGUGAGCGAAGACGGCGGCGAGGCGACGGUAGCGAUGCCGAAAGCGUCGAAAGUGGCCGUCGAAGUGCGAAACGGUCUCGACGUGAGACUGUUACCCCUCGAGACAAAGCUAAGAGCAAAACACCCGAGCCUGUCAAGGCAGAACAAGAGGCCGAGCCGAGUGGCGUGCACUCCGGCAGCGAGGAGGGAGAGAUAGAAGAAGACUAG